This is a messenger RNA of Vombatus ursinus (common wombat), 4085 nucleotides long. It is a transcript of the gene DNM1, whose product is annotated as dynamin 1. The record is from RefSeq and is a predicted model, not a curated record. Gene Ontology annotation, cellular component: membrane; cytoplasm; microtubule. Lineage: Eukaryota; Metazoa; Chordata; Mammalia; Diprotodontia; Vombatidae. Gene Ontology annotation, molecular function: GTPase activity; GTP binding; microtubule binding.
GGCAGUAGAGUUAAGCGUCUCUGCUGCAGCGGGAGGGAGAAGACGCAGGAGAUCGGACCUUGGUGGGGGCGGGAGAGGAGAGCCAGGGGCUGUUCCUGCAGCGGAUCCGGCGGCCAGCAGUCUGCAGUGACAGCAGCGGCUCGAAGGAAGCCGGUACCGGAGCAAGGAGCCCCCGGAGGGGGGGGCUCAGACAGCGACUGCCGCAGCGAUGGGAAACCGUGGCAUGGAAGAUCUGAUCCCUCUGGUCAACAGGCUGCAGGAUGCCUUUUCCGCCAUCGGCCAGAAUGCCAACCUGGACCUGCCGCAGAUCGCUGUGGUGGGCGGCCAGAGCGCGGGCAAGAGCUCGGUGCUGGAGAAUUUCGUGGGCAGGGACUUCCUGCCCCGUGGAUCUGGCAUUGUGACCCGCCGGCCACUGGUCCUGCAGCUGGUGAAUGCCACCACAGAAUAUGCUGAGUUUCUCCACUGCAAAGGAAAGAAGUUUACAGACUUUGAGGAGGUCCGGCUGGAGAUUGAGGCAGAGACUGACCGUGUCACUGGCUCCAACAAGGGCAUUUCAGCGGUGCCCAUCAACUUGCGGGUCUAUUCUCCACAUGUGCUGAACCUGACCUUGGUAGACCUGCCAGGAAUGACCAAGGUUCCAGUGGGUGACCAGCCUCCAGACAUCGAGUUCCAGAUCCGUGACAUGCUUAUGCAGUUUGUCACCAAGGAAAACUGUCUCAUCCUGGCUGUAUCCCCUGCCAACUCUGACCUUGCCAACUCUGAUGCCCUCAAGAUUGCCAAGGAGGUUGAUCCUCAAGGACAGCGUACCAUAGGGGUCAUCACUAAGCUAGAUUUGAUGGAUGAAGGGACGGAUGCUCGAGAUGUCCUGGAGAAUAAGCUGCUGCCCCUGCGGAGAGGCUACAUUGGAGUGGUGAAUCGGAGCCAGAAAGAUAUUGAUGGCAAAAAGGAUAUCACAGCAGCCCUGGCAGCUGAACGAAAGUUUUUCCUGUCCCACCCAUCUUACCGCCAUCUGGCUGAACGCAUGGGCACACCCUUCCUACAGAAAGUCCUGAACCAGCAACUGACCAACCAUAUCCGGGACACGCUGCCUGGACUUCGGAACAAGCUGCAGAGUCAGUUGUUGUCUAUUGAGAAGGAGGUGGAGGAAUAUAAAAACUUCCGUCCUGAUGACCCCUCCCGCAAGACCAAGGCUCUGUUACAGAUGGUCCAGCAGUUUGCUGUGGACUUUGAGAAACGGAUUGAAGGUUCGGGAGACCAGAUCGACACCUAUGAGCUGUCUGGAGGGGCCCGAAUCAACCGUAUCUUCCAUGAACGUUUCCCCUUUGAGCUGGUCAAAAUGGAGUUUGAUGAGAAGGAGCUGAGGCGGGAGAUCAGCUACGCUAUCAAGAAUAUUCAUGGCAUCAGAACGGGGCUGUUCACCCCCGAUAUGGCUUUUGAAACCAUCGUGAAAAAGCAGGUGAAGAAGAUCCGAGAGCCCUGUCUGAAAUGUGUGGACAUGGUCAUUUCAGAGUUAAUCAAUACUGUUAGACAGUGCACCAAGAAGCUCCAGCAGUACCCCCACUUACGAGAAGAAAUGGAACGCAUUGUCACCACCCAUAUCCGUGAGCGGGAGGGGAAGACCAAGGACCAGGUCAUGCUUCUCAUUGACAUUGAAUUGGCCUAUAUGAACACCAACCAUGAAGAUUUCAUUGGCUUUGCUAAUGCCCAGCAGAGGAGCAGCCAGAUGAAUAAGAAAAAGACAUCGGGGAACCAGGACGAGAUUUUGGUGAUCCGGAAGGGCUGGCUGACCAUCAACAACAUUGGCAUCAUGAAGGGAGGCUCCAAGGAGUAUUGGUUUGUGUUGACAGCUGAAAACCUGUCCUGGUAUAAGGAUGAUGAGGAGAAGGAGAAAAAGUAUAUGCUCCCUGUGGAUAACUUGAAACUCCGAGAUGUGGAAAAGGGCUUUAUGUCCAGCAAGCAUAUCUUUGCCCUCUUCAACACUGAACAGAGGAAUGUCUACAAGGAUUACCGACAGCUGGAGCUGGCCUGUGAAACUCAGGAGGAGGUGGACAGUUGGAAGGCAUCUUUCCUGAGGGCUGGGGUAUACCCAGAACGGGUUGGGGACAAGGAGAAAGCCAGCGAGACAGAAGAGAAUGGCUCAGACAACUUCAUGCACUCGAUGGACCCCCAGUUGGAAAGGCAGGUGGAGACCAUCCGCAACCUGGUGGAUUCCUACAUGGCCAUUGUGAACAAGACCAUCCGUGACCUCAUGCCCAAAACUAUCAUGCACCUCAUGAUAAACAACACCAAGGACUUCAUCCACUCGGAGCUACUGGCCAAUUUGUACUCGUGCGGGGACCAGAACACGCUGAUGGAGGAGUCUGCGGAGCAAGCCCAGCGGAGAGAUGAGAUGCUGCGCAUGUACCACGCCCUGAAAGAGGCCCUGGGCAUCAUCGGAGACAUCAACACCACCACCAUCAGCACGCCCAUGCCCCCGCCUGUGGACGACUCCUGGCUGCAGGUGCAGAGUGUACCGGCCGGACGCAGGUCGCCCACGUCCAGCCCCACCCCACAAAGGCGAGCCCCCGCCGUGCCCCCAGCCCGGCCCGGCUCCCGGGGCCCUGCUCCUGGGCCUCCGCCUGCUGGGUCCGCCCUGGGGGGGGCGCCCCCCGUGCCCUCCCGGCCAGGGGCUUCCCCUGACCCCUUCGGACCACCCCCUCAGGUGCCGUCAAGGCCCAACCGCGCCCCCCCGGGGGUUCCCAGGAAGGGCCCGGCCUCACCUACGCGACCUGCUGUCCCCCGACCAGCUGAGCCUCCCCUCUUAGACUUAUAACUUUGAGGCCUGUUGGCCACUGGCACCCAUUGCAUGAUCACAUUGAGGGAGAAACCUUUAGGUUCUCUGACCCUACCAAGGAGGCUGUCAUUCAUUGCCUGAGGAGACAGAUGCAUCCUCAGCCACCUGCCCCAUGGAGCCUCACCUUUAGAUUUAACUCUCUUCACCCAGCGUUUUCCAAGUUUUCCAAGCUUUGAAUCCACAUUUCCAGCUGGAUGCUUGCUGGGUGGGGUAGAAACCACGGAGAGAUGGAUGGCAGGGGCCCUCUGGGCUCCUUCAGGGCAAGCAUGGUUAGGUCUGGGCUUGGGGGGGAUGCAGGAGGCAGAGCAUGUGAUUAGCAGCUUCUGAUGUGGUAUUCUGGAUGCAGUGAGUGUGAGUGGAGAGUGUAUGUAUGUGUGGGGAAAUGUUGGCUCUUUGGUGGGGAGGGUGGAACCCAACUAGCCUCUUCUCCCAUGUCCCUGCCAAAGCCCAGAUUCUUUCUGCUCAUUCUGGGUGCUCCAACCUUCCCUUUCCAUUCCAGUGCUUCCUCUCCUUUCUCCAUGCAAUCCGGUUUCCUUUCUGUCCUAUUCAACUGCUACAAAUGGUGGGGUGGGAGGGGUUUGGUCAUAUCUAUGGUUUUCCUGCCUUAUCAGUUUUCUUCCCCUCCUUUUUUUCCCUCCUCUUUUCUCUUCAACUGCCAGCCGAGCGGGUCAGGCAAGUCCAUCCCGUCCUGAGAGUCCUAGACCCCCCUUCGACCUAUAACCAGCUCCCUACUCCUCGGUGACACCCUGUCCCCAACCCUCUUACUGCUGUUCUGUGACUGAUGGUGGCUACCCUCCCAAACUUCAUGAUUUGGUCUGUCAUAGUUGUGAGCUGACAUAUCCAGGUGUGACAUUAAUGAAAACCUGUGCUCAGAAAAUGCUCCCUCUGUGGUAUCUCUCCCGCCGAGAACUUCUAUAAAUAUCUAGAAAUACACACAUACAUAUAUAUAAUAUAUAUAUAUAUAUAGGAACACAACCUUGCUCAGGUUGGAAGUCAGACCAUCUGCUGUCCUUGUGGUUUUGUUGCCCAAGUAUAAGGGGAUGUUGUUGCUCUGGAUUCCCUCCCCCAAAAGUGUUCCAUCUGCCUGGGUGUUCUUUGAGCCUCACUGUCUCACUCGUGCCUGGGACAGCAGGACACUCCCCCUUCCUGUGGAUGUGUGGGUACUGUACCAGUGACUGCUACAGUUCUGUCACUUCUAUCUGUUGCGCUGUCUCUUGGCUGAGAAUAAAACUCAUUUCUGUAUGACACCAAA